AAAACACAGUUAAACCUUAAAUUACCUCGACGACCGCAAUUCCUUCUGCGUAGAGUUUAUUUGUAUUUCAUUUUUUUGGAGAGGUUUUUCUUUCAUUUUUUUGGGCGACCCAUACGUACAAGUCGUGACGUCAUUACGCCGAAUGAAAAGGAUUGUGGGUAAAAGGAAAACCGUUGUUUACCAUGGCGACGGGGACGCUGCCGUUCGUAGUUAGCAGACACAAAGUUCCUCUAACGUGUUUUCUUUUAAUGUGUGUGGAUUUACUUCACUGUCAGCAGUUUACUAUUCCAUUCAAGGCUCCUUCAGAUUGUGGCGCGGAAGAAUACUUCGACAUUUCGAGCUUGUCGUGUGUGAGGUGCGGUCAAAAUCAGCUCCGGAGCACAACAGGAUUGACCUGUAUUUGCAAAACCGGAUACCGGAGUAUCAUCACUGAGAAGGCGUCCAUUAGUUGUGAGCAAUGCCCCUCUGACAAGCCUGCAGUGACAACAGACGGGUUUGGGUGUAUUCGCUGCCCAGGCAGUCUCAGUGAUGAGGGCAAGUGCCUGUGCCCACCAUCCAAUGUCCUGGUGGAGAGAAACAUCAGUGGAAACCUUUUGGAAGAGGCCAGGUGUGAAACCUGUAAUGGAAACAUCUCUGCUUUUUCUGUACCCAGCAGCAGUGGAGACAGGUGUGAGAGAUGUCAGGCCUCCUUCAUUAACACCUCCUGUAUGUGUAACCCGCCUAAUGUCCUGGCAGGAGGAUUAUGUUUCCCUCCAGGCACCCUCCCCACAAAUGUGAAUCCCGGUGUCAGCUAUUCCCAGUUGAAGUUCAGUGUCCAGUCUGCCUGGUUUGUGAAAAACCUCUACUCCUCAUCAGCGGCCUGCCUUGUCUUUUCCAACCUCACGGCGUGCCAGGCUCUUGGGAACAUGUGUGUGAUGAACAUGCACUCCUUUAGCGGCGUGUCCAACGAUGCCUGUGGUCUUUUUAACUCCAUCUUCAGAGCAAGGGCUGCUGUGAGCUCAACUCAAGACAUUUCCUACUGGAGAGCUAAUCUGCCAUGGCUGUACUAUGGGGACGAACCAGGACUGGCCAGUCGAGUGCUUCAGACUGAUCCAAUCCCUAUUGGAUUCAGUUUUAGAGGGAGAAACAAGAACACUGACAUUAAGCUGCUUGCAGCAGUCUAUAAUGUCAGAGGAGAGUUCCUCAGAUGGGAACAAAUAGGAGGAGAUAAUCUCCAGCUUUGUCCAGAAACGGCAACCAAACAGGCAGCAGCCUACAGCUUUGGAACUGCUUACAAAGAAAGUUGUGAUCUCUCAGUAGCAGAGCUGUUGGUUACCCAUCCCGAGCCGCUGUUCUACGAUGUGUUUAUGGAUCUUGGUGGAGAAGAGGACAGAAAACUUCUCCCCCUGCCCACACUAGUGUAUAACCAGCAAUACAAUGGACGGUUCAUCAACCAAGAGAGCAUGAAGAACUGGUACCUGUCUCGACGUAUGUUUCUUGUCGACACUCUGGGUGGAAGAGAGAAGAGUGUGAGCUCCCAGCCUAAAGUCAUCCGAGUCGCCAGCAGUGUUAAAAUCAAGUUCCAGCUGGUUCCACGGACCCUGGAAGGACAAGUAUUUCCCCCUCUGAUGAUUGUGACUUACACAGAUGUUCCCAUCACAGAUGUUAAUACACAAACUGUGUCUACGACGUUUUCUAUGGAAUAUGAGAUGGAUCAGAGCGAGGCUCGCGUAAAGACAGAUACCGCUCUGGGUGUGUUGGGAGGUGUGGCCGUGCUUUACUCUCUGCUGAAGACGGUCAGCUGGAAGAGAAGGAUCGCCUCCCCGCUCAUUGAUGCGGGGACAAUGCUGAAGUUUUUGCUGUUUUACGCUGGAGAUCUGGCCAAUGUUUUCUUUGCCGUCACUGUGGGAACUGGGCUUUACUGGCUCAUCUUCUACAAGGCCCAACAGUUUGUAUCGGUGCUGUUACCACUGCCUGCUCAGGAGGAAAAGUUUGUGACAUACAUUGGUUGUGCCUUCACUCUUAAGGCUGUCCAGUUUCUCCACAAGCUGAUGCUUCAGGUGUCAGUCGACGUAUUCCUUAUUGACUGGGAGAGGCCACGGAGCAAAGCUAACAGAACUGUGCAAGCUACUGGUGAGCCAAAACGUGACCCGUCUCCAGUCAGCAUCUGGAGAACCUACUUUGUAGCCAACGAAUGGAACGAGAUCCAGGCCAUCCGCAAGAUCAGCCCGACCUUUCAGAUCAUGGCUGUGCUCUUUUUUCUUGAAGUGCUGGGUUUCUCUAACUUGGCCCUGAGGGACCCCUGGCCAACUCUGGUCCGCUCCUCACAGGCGUACACCCCUUCAUACAGCCUGACACUGCGCUACGGUCUGGCAGCUACGCUGUGGCUCUGCAUCGGACUUCUGCAGGUGAUUUUCUUCACUGUGUUUUAUGAGCACUUUGUGGAGGACAAAAUCCGUCAGUUUGUAGAUCUCUGCUCCAUCAGUAAUAUCUCUGUGCUGCUGUUAUCUCAGCGUUGUUUUGGCUAUUACAUCCAUGGGCGUUCAGUACACGGCCAUGCAGAUACAAACAUGGAGGAAAUGAACAACAAUCUGAAAAGAGAAGCUGAGUCCCUGUGUGGUCAAAGAGGGCUUCUUCCGAACACGGACGUCCAGACCUUCCAGGUGUCUCUAACCAAUCGUCUGCGGUCACAGUAUGACAGGAUACGUGAGCCACUCAGCAGGAGGAAUGGCCCAUCGCGUCUGAUUGAUGCAUCGACGGCCAACCCGUUUGAGCAGAACACCAGAGCCUACCACACCAUGAACCACUUCCUGGGAUCCAUUAUAGACCAUGCCCACCCUGACAUGGAUUAUAUAGUGAAGGACAAGCUGAUGUUUGAGAGGGUCAUAGGAAUGGAGUUUCUUGAACCCAGUGAAAAAAGCAUAUUUUACAACGAUGAGGCCCACUCCUUCAGUGACGUGCUGUUUUAUGGAAAUGAGGCCACACUGCUGAUCUUUGACACCCUGUUCUUCUGUGUCGUCGACCUCGGAAGUCAGAGUUUUGUACUUGCAGCUGUUCUUACAUACGUACAGCAAAUGAUAUUUCGCUUGAUCCGUAACUUCUUCGGGAGGAAGAACCUCAUCAACAAGACUUUGGUGGACGAGAGAUUUCUGAUAUAAAAUUCCCUGCAGAGUAAUUGCUAGUGCCAGUGUGGUUUAGUGGCAUUUUUCUCAAACAUGUUUUUCAGUUCACAGCUUGUGCAGCUAUUUUUGUACUUUUCUUUACAUGUACAGUUUUUUCCAAUGCUGUUUUAUGAUGUAAAUAUCAUAAUUUUUUUUAAAGAUUUUGAACUUUAUAUUGAUUAAAAUGUUUUGAUAUGAAGACAA
This is a messenger RNA of Scophthalmus maximus (turbot), 3344 nucleotides long. It is a transcript of the gene tmem67, whose product is annotated as transmembrane protein 67. NCBI's taxonomy places the organism in Eukaryota, Metazoa, Chordata, Actinopteri, Pleuronectiformes, Scophthalmidae. Gene Ontology annotation, biological process: cilium assembly. The transcript is spliced from 28 exons. Bases 183 to 3137 code for a protein of 984 amino acids. Gene Ontology annotation, cellular component: MKS complex; ciliary transition zone. The record is from RefSeq and is a predicted model, not a curated record.